UAAACAAAAGAUUAUGAUAAAAAUGGUUGAAAAGUCAGCUUUUACAAUUAAUUUCCUUCUUCCAUCAUUGUUGUUAGAGUUUCACCACCAAUAUAUGCAAGAGCUGACCACGAAUUCUAAAAUUCUAGCAUGCCGACGACUGAAUUUUUUGUCUCAAUUGGGUACUAAAUUAAAAACUCUACACCUUUCAUUCUCAUUGCAAGGAAAAAUUAUAUUUUCUUUCUCCAUUUCCAUAAUUCUUUUUGAUUUUUGACUCUUCCCUUUCUUUGAAUCUGCAACCCACAAUAUUUUGCUAGUGGCAAGAAUUUACAAUGGCAUCUUCCUCAUUACAAGGCUUCAAAAAUUGCUUAUCGGAGCACCCAUCAAUUGUAAACUUCCGGUGGAGUAUCACCCAGACAUGGGGCUCCACCUGGUCGUUCAUCUUCUCCGCUAUUGCCAUAUAUAUUGCCGCCGCCAUAACUAUCCACUUCCUCCUCUCUCUCCUCCUUAGCAGCAACCGCCGGAUACCACUUGGCCCAAUCCCAGCCAUCCACAGCCUCACAGUGGCGCUAAUCUCCACUUUCAUUUUCAUCGGUUUGCUUUUCUCAACCGUCGCCGAGAUCCGUGACACGCGAUGGUUCUGGCGUCGCACAAAGACCACCACUGUUUUCCAUUGGCUACUCUGUUUCCCACUAGGCACACGACCCACCGGCCGCGUGUUCUUCUGGUCCUAUGUCUUUUACCUCUCUCGUUUCCUCCAUUUAUUCCGCACAUUCUUUACAAUUCUGCAGUAUCGUAAACUAACUUACUUUACACUCUUUAACCAAUCUAUUCUCUUGUUGAUGUCUUUUUUGUGGCUGGAAUUUUCUCAGUCUUUCCAAGUAUUGGCUAUUCUGCUAACAACUUUAUUAUACUCUGUUGUUUAUGGGUAUCGGUUCUGGAUUGCAAUUGGGUUGCCAAGGGCCAAUUUUCUUUUUAUAACCAAUUGUCAGGUUGUUCUUUUAGUAUUGAACCUUUUAUGCCAUUUUGGUGUGCUUUUCUUGCAUUUCCUGAAAGGUGGCUGCAAUGGUAUCGUAGCUUGGAGCUUAAACUCUGUAUUGAAUGGCAUGAUUCUGGUACUAUUUUUAAGGUUUUAUGUGAAGAUUCAUUUGAUAAAAAGGAGGGCCCGUGCAGUAAGUGAAUUUGAGGUGUCUGCUAAGAGUAAAAAAGCGAGUUGAUGAACAUCAUCUUUGUUCUUGAUUUUGUUUUUGGCCUUUCAAGUUUUGAUGAUAUGUACAAAACUGUAUCUUAAUUAACAUACAAUUCUGUGAAAAUGUAUCAUUAUUAUUCUUACUGUAUACAAAACUAGAUUCCUGAAAAGGGUUUGAGAUCUCAUAACUUGAUGUGGCAAAAAAAAUGCGUGGGAAGGGUAGUUAUUAGUUAAAGCAACAUCAACAAUUUUUUUUGGUCAACCACUUAACCCCAUGAAAAGGCAAGCCGCCCUUCCCCAGCUGCUAUUCUUGAUUUCUUCUCAUUUCUUUUAUUCAUUUUUCUUAGGUGGUAAACACAUUCCCACCUUAAUUUCUUUUCAA
Molecule: messenger RNA, 1550 nt
Organism: Jatropha curcas
Lineage: Eukaryota; Viridiplantae; Streptophyta; Magnoliopsida; Malpighiales; Euphorbiaceae
Product: fatty acid elongase 3-like
Biological process (GO): sphingolipid biosynthetic process; fatty acid elongation, polyunsaturated fatty acid; fatty acid elongation, monounsaturated fatty acid
Cellular component (GO): endoplasmic reticulum membrane
Molecular function (GO): fatty acid elongase activity
Source: RefSeq, a predicted model, not a curated record